GUGGAGGAGCAACUGGUGCUACUACUGAUUCCAAAUGUCCUAGAUCGGGAGCAGAAGGUUCAAAGAUAGCUGGUUCAGGAGGAUGAUAUGCAGGUUCAGUAAUUGCUGUACUGAUUACCAGGAAUAAUGGAAGAAUCUGCAAAUAAAUCGACGGAAAUACAAAACCCGUCAAUUAACAAGGUCGAGUUCCUGAUCACAUCAAACACGGGAACCUGACUUGGACCAUCUGGAUCAAUCGAUCUGUUUAUCUCGAUACACGAGAAAUAUAUAAACCUACCGUUUUCUCGAUUCAUUGAACAGUUUCUUCUCGACGAGACUACAAUGUAUAUGAUCUCGUUGUUCUUAAUAUUUUUCUGUGGUUACGCCUUAACUGCAGAAACAAACGAAACAAAACAAAGUAAACGAGGAAUACCAGAAUCUAAUGGAUGGAUUGGAAUACCAAAUCCUUAUGGAUAUGGCCAUGGACAACCAUGGCUGGGUGGUCCAAUUUGGAAAGGAUUAAAAUAUCCUCCUUUUGAUUUACCUCAUGGAGGAUUACAUGGUGGAUUUUCAUAUGGAAAAGCUUUUCCUAUAUCAGUCGGAAGAACCGAAUUAUUAAAGGUUCCAGUAUAUAUAACAAAACAUGUAGUUCUGGAGAAACCAGUUCCUGUUCCAGAGCCAGUUUACAUCGAAAAACCGUAUCAUGUGCCUGUCGAGAAGGUGAUCCCAGUUCCGAUUGAAAAGAUCAUUCAUAAACCAGUACCAGUUCCUAUUCCGAUACCCGAGGCAGUUCCAGUUCCAGUGGAACGUCCUAUCCCGAUACCGGUGAAACAUCCCGUUGCAGUUCCAGUACAACAACCGUAUCCAGUUCCAGUAAAACAAGUGUAUCCAAUACCGGUUCCGGUUCCAGUUCCGAUUCCGGUCCAACCACCAAUUCCGUUCCUUGGUGCAGGCGCAAUUGGUGCAGGAGCAUAUGCCGCUCGAUAUGGUUAUGGCGGUGGACACAUUUAUCCUGCGUUGCAUGGUCACUCACUGCCCGUACACUUCGGUCAUAGUUUUGGCGUCGGUUUCGGACAUGGUUUCGGUCACCACGGUUUUAGUCACGAAUACGGUCACGGCCACGGUUACGGCUAUCAACCUCUUUCGUACGCUCACGACUACGGUCAUGGACACGAACAUAAGAAACGAAGUAAGAAUUGAAAGAAUAUAUCUCGAAAAAUAUAAUCUUCGAUAAUAUCGUUUGAACAUUCGAGUGAAUUGCAAUAAAUAUUGAGAAUCGAUUGUUAGAAAAUUGAAAUACCGUACAAUUCACUCAAAGAAAUCUAAUUUGAGAAUUUAGAAAAUAAAUAUUAAAUAGAUUAUCUUUGAUUUGUUAGAUUGACGAAAUUUUUAUGUAAGUAUUUUUAAGAAGAAACAUUUCUUCGUAAUAUAUUAUACUUUGAUAUU
Molecule: messenger RNA, 1425 nt
Organism: Apis mellifera (honey bee)
Lineage: Eukaryota; Metazoa; Arthropoda; Insecta; Hymenoptera; Apidae
Product: zinc finger protein 512B
Exons: 6
Coding region: 322-1179 (285 amino acids)
Source: RefSeq, a predicted model, not a curated record